AUGCCUGCCGGGGGAGAUUUGCAAGACUGGUUCAAGAGCCUGCCGAUCUUCACCCGAUAUUGGUUUGGGGGGACGGUGUUGUUCACGCUCUUGGGGCGAUUCGGCUUGCUCUCGCCCGCUUGGUUAGUGCUCGUCUACGAAUAUGUGGUUCACCACUUUCACAUAUGGAGACCAGUGACCGCGCUGUUCUAUUACCCGCUUACGCCCCAGACGGGUUUUCAUUUCCUCAUCAAUCUCUAUUUCCUCUACACCUACUCGCUCAGGCUGGAGACCGGUGUGUUUGAAGGCCGACCGGCGGAUUAUGCUUUCAUGUUGGGCUUUAGCUGGAUUAUGUGUGUCAUCAUUGGUCUGUUGAUGUCAUUGCCGUUCUUGAUGGACCCUAUGGUGCUGAGCAUUCUCUACGUGUGGUGCCAGCUGAACAAGGAUCAGAUCGUAUCGUUCUGGUUCGGAACCCAAUUCAAAGCCAUGUAUCUGCCCUGGGUUCUCUUCGCCUUCAACAUGAUCAUUGCCGGAGGAGGCGCCAUGGAACUGAUUGGCAUCCUCAUUGGACACGCCUACUUCUUUCUCAUGUUCAAGUAUCCUCAAGACUUCGGAGGCCCAGCUCUAUUAUCCACGCCUCAGUUCCUGUACAACUGGUUCCCCAACCAAAGAAGUGGCAUUCACGGGUACGGCCAAGCCCCAACGAGUCGACCUCCUGCUGGAGGGGGUGGAGGGGGAGGAGGAGGAGGUGGUGGUGGUGGGUUUGCCUGGGGCAAUGGUCAGAGGUUGGGUGGAAACUAAACAUGAAACUUCAACUAGCUGUCACGUGAUCUUUAAAAUACCUAUUCGCAUCGUCAACCUACUUGUCCUGUUUUUUGUUAGUAAAAAAAAACUCAAUAAAAUUCAUUCAAUGAAUAAACUCGUUAAUUUCAUUAUUACGGAAGAAAAUUCAUAAAUAACUCAAUAGAUGAAUGAGGGGCGCCUUCUUUGUUAUAUUGAACCAAUUCGAUUGUAAGGGAAAAUGGACAAAGCAAGGUAUAAUAAAUUUUGAGUCAGAAUACAUGUGAAGAAUGUGCGUAAGUUUUUGGAUGGGAAUUGUCUUUGUUUUUCACAGAUUUUCACACAUAGAAUGCAUUCAAAUAAAGGGCAAUGAUCAAAUCAAUAUCGAUGGUGCUCAUCGGAAUCUUGGACAAAAAUUCCAUGGAAUCCUUCCGGGACUGUUCCACUGGCUCGGAACGAAAUCCUUGCCACCUCAGCAAAAUCACUGGCGUCUAAAAUCACCAAUUGAACCGUGCACAAAGCCGAGGCACUCAAUAAGGUGAACAGGAGAACACCGUCGUCUUCGUUGGUGGAGUUUGGACGAGCCACAAAAACCGGCUCGGAGACGAAAUGGCCGGGAUCUUUCCAAGAUGUAAUGUCACCACAAGUGGUGUCCACUUUCAAGAUCUUGGAACGAAAAAAAUAAAUGAAUGCUUUAGUUAGAUGUUGUCCUUCAGUCAUUUGGAUUGAGCUCAGUCGAGAUGGUGAAAGA
Tigriopus californicus is the source of this 1510-nucleotide messenger RNA. RefSeq names its product derlin-1-like (gene Der-1). The record is from RefSeq and is a predicted model, not a curated record. The transcript has a single exon. The coding region runs from base 1 to 780 and encodes 259 amino acids. Gene Ontology annotation, biological process: endoplasmic reticulum unfolded protein response. Gene Ontology annotation, cellular component: endoplasmic reticulum membrane; Hrd1p ubiquitin ligase ERAD-L complex. Lineage: Eukaryota; Metazoa; Arthropoda; Copepoda; Harpacticoida; Harpacticidae. Gene Ontology annotation, molecular function: misfolded protein binding; ubiquitin-specific protease binding.